CGUGCCACCAACCGACGCGCUGCUUGCUACCGGAUACACACGACUGUAAAAAAAGAAAACAUGCGGGAAUGCAUAUCAAUUCACAUUGGGCAGGCGGGCGUGCAGAUGGGAAACGCCUGCUGGGAGCUCUACUGUCUGGAGCACGGCAUCCAUCCGGACGGGCAAAUGCCCAGUGACACCACCGUGGGCUACGGGGACGAUUCCUUUAACGCGUUCUUCUCCGAGACUGGCUCGGGCAAGCAUGUCCCGCGCGCCGUUCUGGUUGAUCUCGAGCCGACGGUGGUAGACGAAGUUCGCUCGGGCACUUACAAACAACUGUUCCACCCGGAGCAAAUGAUCACCGGGAAGGAGGACGCGGCUAAUAAUUAUGCCAGGGGCCACUAUACAAUAGGGAAAGAGAUCAUAGAUCUCACGUUGGACAGAAUACGCAGGCUGACGGAGCAAUGCAAGGGCCUGCAAGGCUUCCUGAUCUUCCAUUCGUUCGGCGGUGGCACAGGAUCCGGAUUCUCGAGUCUGCUUAUGGAACAACUGUCCGCGGACUAUCCUAAGAAGAGCAAACUUACUUUCAGCAUUUAUCCUGCGCCCCAGGUGUCGACCGCAGUAGUGGAACCUUACAACGCGAUCCUGUACACUCAUCCGACGCUAGAGCACAGCGAGGUGGCUUUCAUCGUAGAUAAUCAGGCCAUUUACGAGUUGUGUAGGAGGAACUUGAAUAUCGAUCGACCGACCUACACGAAUCUAAAUCGGCUAAUUGGACAAAUGGUUUCAUCCAUCACCGCCAGUUUACGAUUCGACGGGGCUUUAAAUGUCGACCUCACGGAAUUCCAGACGAAUCUCGUGCCUUACCCGCGCAUUCAUUUCCCGUUGGCCACCUACGCACCUGUCCUGUCGGCGGAGAGGGCUGGUCACGAGACGCUGACGAUCUCGGAGAUAACGAGCUCUUGUUUCGAGCCGAAUCAUCAGAUGGUGAAUUGCGAUCCGCGUAUGGGGAAGUACAUGGCGGUCUGCCUGCUGUACAGGGGCGACGUGGUGCCGAAGGACGUGAACGCGGCGAUCGCAACGAUCAAACGGCAGAAGCACGUGCAGUUCGUCGAGUGGUGUCCGACGGGGUUCAAGGUGGGAAUAAACUAUCAACCACCCACAGUCGUACCAGGUGGGGAUCUCGCGCGGGUGGAAAGAGCAGUGUGCUGCCUCUGCAACACAACGGCGAUCGUCGACGCCUGGGCUCGACUCGACCACAAGUUCGAUCUCAUGUACGCCAAGCGAGCUUUCGUGCACUGGUUCGUCGGGGAAGGUAUGGAGGAAGGUGAAUUCUCGGAGGCGAGGGAAGAUUUAGCCGCCUUGGAGCUCGAUUACCGUGAGGUGCAAGAGGACGCUGUCAAUACCGAAGAAGAGGAAGAAUACUGAUUGAAUAUGCUGUUACCAUGUCGAUUUAAUAAUCGUGUAUGUCGUAAUAUGUUCUGAUAAAUGCGAACUCUUUAGUUUACCUCUCACUAUUGUAUACAUUGUU
Molecule: messenger RNA, 1510 nt
Organism: Dinoponera quadriceps
Lineage: Eukaryota; Metazoa; Arthropoda; Insecta; Hymenoptera; Formicidae
Product: tubulin alpha-1 chain-like
Exons: 9
Coding region: 61-1407 (448 amino acids)
Biological process (GO): mitotic cell cycle; microtubule cytoskeleton organization
Cellular component (GO): microtubule; cytoplasm
Molecular function (GO): GTP binding; structural constituent of cytoskeleton
Source: RefSeq, a predicted model, not a curated record